This is a messenger RNA of Prorocentrum cordatum, 624 nucleotides long. The record is from the annotation of a GenBank genome assembly. Lineage: Eukaryota; Dinophyceae; Prorocentrales; Prorocentraceae.
GCAGCGGACAUGGUUGCGAUUCCGGACCCCACGACGCUCAUACAGGUUCCGUUCCAGAAGGAGCUCGGCUUCGUGAUCGGCGAUUGCUACAUCGACGGCAAGAAGGUGGAGGAUUCCCCACGCUGGGUGCUCAAGGAGCAGAUCGCCAAGGCCGCAGCCAAGGGCUACGUGUUCAAGACGGGCGUUGAGCCAGAGUUCUUCCUGCUCUCCCCCGGCGAGGGCCUCGCCAUUUCCGACCCGAGGGACACCCAGGCCAAGCCGUGCUACGACGCGCAGGCGAUGAUGCGCCGCUACGGGCUGCUGAAGGAGAUCGUGGACUCGCUCAACGCCGCCGGCUACGGCGUCUACCAGUGCGACCACGAGGGCUUCGGCUUCGUGACCCCAGAUGACGGAGGCGAUGACUGCUUUGUGCAUGUCAAGGACAAUCCAGAGCUCGACGGGGUCGACUCGGGAGGAGACGCAGUGACAUUCGACAAGGAGUGGGAUGACCGCAAGGGCAAGUACAAGGGCGUCAACUGCAGGGUGCUCCAGGUCCCUGCUGUGCUGGCGGCGAGGGCAGCAGCGAGAACGAUUGCUAAUGGGAAGCAGCCAGUGGUGAGCUGUGGAUUCGCCAAAGUUCAGUAG